Messenger RNA from Bombina bombina (fire-bellied toad), 3211 nucleotides. Its product is annotated as pulmonary surfactant-associated protein D-like. The record is from RefSeq and is a predicted model, not a curated record. The transcript is spliced from 6 exons. Bases 2405 to 3169 code for a protein of 254 amino acids. Lineage: Eukaryota; Metazoa; Chordata; Amphibia; Anura; Bombinatoridae.
AUUAAUAUGUUUCAAUAUUUUAUGUUUAAUAAAUACAUAGUGCACCUUAAGACUUCUCAUAUCUAGUUAGAGCACAUGAAGAAUUAGUGUACUCCUGUAGGGUUUGCGCACAUAAGUCCUACAGGAGUACACUAAUUCUCCAUGUGCGCUAACUUUAUGUUUUUUGAAUCAGGUCUUGACAUGUAUAGAGUCCCUCACAUUUAUUUUUUAAUAGAUUCUAAAGUACCAUUAUUUGGUAUGAAGCCUUGAAAAGUUGCAUUUGCAAUCAGACCAAAAAUAGAUACAGAGAGGAUUACACAUCUGAUGGAACAGCUAUACUUGAACUUGUAACACACUCUUAGUGGAGUACACCAAAAUUUCCAUUUAUGAAGCAAAAUUAGGUAUGUCAGGAUUUGUGCUGACUAUAAAUGUAUAAUUAGCAAAGCAGUACAAGAACAUCCCUGCAAAGUUGAAAAUAAAAAUGUUAAUGCUUUUUUUUUUGUCAAAUUGGCUAUGGCACAAGCAUACUAGCAGCUACUUGUGGAUGACGAGGUUGCUGAUGCACAAACAAUAAUAAUGCACAAAGGGCGUUUUAAGCAAAAUGUUUGCAGUUUGGAGAAUCCAUUGCUCAAGGCAUAGUUCAGAAAGUAAUAGAGGACCUCCUAUCAGUACUUCCAGGUGUGGUACCCUAUUUUGAUGAUGUCCUAAUUGAAGCAGAUUGCAUACAGUCAUUAGCCACACAAUUGCAACUUGUUUUAAAGAGCUUUUUGAUGUUGGUCUAAAAUUUAAAAAAGUGUGUUUUUGGUGUCACCAGCGUAGAUGUUCUAGGUUACAGAACUGAUACUAAAUUAAACUGAUUUGAAGGCCAAAGCUAUCGAUAAAGCUUCAGUUUCAACAAAUAAACAAGAACUUCAAGCAAGGGUUACCUAAUUUAAACUUGUUUAUACCUGAUAAAGCCACUGUUGCUGAACCUCUUCAUCUUCUACUAGAUAUAGAUGCCAUGUAGAAAUGGACACACAUUCAUAAUAAAGAUUUCAAUAAUGGAAAGAAACUGUUAUGAUUUGGAAAAAGCUUGGCUAGACAUCCUGUGCCAGGAGAAGACAUUUUCACCCUCCCCCUUGGUUGAAUAAGUGCCUUCACACUAUGGGAGUAAAAAUUAAAAUACUGGGUAUUUUGCACCCCAGUUCAACCUAAAGUAGUAAAAGCCACACUACUUUGUAUGUAUAGAGAAAGAGGAUUUUUAUUUUAAUCCUGAGAAAAAUAAACAUAGUAUUUUAUUUUAAGUUAAAGUUCUCAAACUACAUAAUACAGGGGACUAUAAAAAAAUAUUUUAGCUACUUUCAACAAAAUUAGAAUCUUUUCUCACAAACGGUAUCUACUGUAUAAUAGUGAUGUGAAGCUAUACAUUGUGUGGAUUCAUGUGCAAAUAAAACAAUACACUUUUUUGUUUAUGAUAACUAAAAUAGUUUAAAAUAUGAAAUAGCGAUUACUAAAAUCUAGUUUCUAUAACAACUAUAGACACAUACUUUAGUUUAUUUGUACAUAAAAAAUAAAUGUAAAAAAAUAAGAUUCUUGAUUAACAUUUGUAGUAUGCUAAAAAUCAUUAUCCCAAUUUAAUUUGUUUUCUUAAUUUUUUUUAAAAAAAUUUGGAAAGAUUAUUUUAAUACAGAGUAUGUCUGAUAAACCAUAGUACUUUGAUUUUACUGGAUAAAAAUAUGAAUUGCAGUUUACAUCUCCCAAGACCACAUAGGAUAAACUUCUGAUUACUAAAUUAUACAUAUACUGUAUCAAGACACGAUAAAGGGACAUGAAACCCAAUGUUUUUUGUUUCAUGGGUCGGACAGAGAAUAACAUUUUAAAAAAAGUUUUCAAUUUACUUCUAUUAUAAAAUUUGCUUUGUUGAAGAAAUAUCUAGAUAGGUAGCGUGCACAAGUCUGGAGAACUACAUGACAGGAAAUAGUGCUGCCCUCUAGUGCUCUUGCUAAUGCAUGAAAUGGUUUAAAAACUGUUGCUAUAUAGUACUGCAGACACGUGCACGCUCCUGAACUUACCUUCCUGCUUUUCAAUAAAGGAUAACAAGAAAAUUAUUUUUUUUUUUUAAAUAUUGUAUGCUCUAUCUGAAUCAUGUCCCUUUAACAAGAGGGCUAUCUAACAUAUUUAUAGAAGCUCAAAAACCCACUAAACAAAUGUUUUUACACAGUGUAAUUUUUUUUUUUACUCAUGUUCUCUGUACUGACCUUGGUUCAAAGUUCAUUAAGAUAUUAUCAAGUAAUCGAUAUUCUCCCAUAUAAAAGGGACCAAGUUCGGAAUCGUCCCUUUUUGGUGUAAUCUGCUCAAUUACCUAUUGAAGAGCUAAGCCUGUGACAAACACAGUUACUAGAAACAGAACUACCAGGAAACCAACUAAAAUCAGCCAAUAAAAAAUAUGAUUCAGUACUUAUGGACUGUUACAGUCAUAGCAGCAUUCCUGUUGGGGUUUGUUUCCCAUGGUCAGUCAGAAACCUGCUCUGUUGUACAAGGACUUCCUGGUCUCAAUGGUAGGGAUGGUAGAGAUGGAUUCAAAGGGGAACCAGGUCCAACUGGAGCAGUAGGGGUAAGAGGUAUUGCUGGCGCUCCUGGGAAACAAGGGCCAAAGGGAGAAAGAGGAACUGAUGGUGCCCCAGGAAAAAUUGGCACUCAAGGACUUUUGGGCCAAAAGGGGGAAAAGGGUGACAGUGCAGUGUCAGCAUUGGAAGCGCUUAAACGACAAGUAGAAUCUAUCAGUGGACAGCUGAACAGUAUGCAACAAAGCCUGUUAGCUCAGAAAAAAGCUAUGCUCUUUUCUAGAGGGUCGAGUACUGCUGGGAAGUUCUUUGUUACAAAUGGUGUGGAAGCCAAAUAUAAUGACGCAAAAUCAACUUGCUCCAGUGCUGGAGGUCAACUGGCUUCACCACGGAAUGUAGAAGAAAACCAAGCGGUGUUAUCGAUAAUUUUGCUUUACAACAAGGCACCAUUCCUUGGUAUUAAUGAUAUACAAACAGAAGGCAGCUUUAGAUACCCAACUGGUGAAGUAAUUAGUUACAAUAACUGGAAUACUGGGGAACCUAACAACAGCAAUGGUGUGGAAGAUUGCGUUGAAAUGUUUCCAAAUGGAAAAUGGAAUGAUAAGAAUUGUGAAGAAAAACGUCUGGUCAUAUGUGAAUUUUCCUAAUAGUUAUGUUGUAAAGUUACAAUAAAACAGGAAGUGACUGAC